Messenger RNA from Laccaria bicolor S238N-H82, 771 nucleotides. RefSeq lists its product as uncharacterized. NCBI's taxonomy places the organism in Eukaryota, Fungi, Basidiomycota, Agaricomycetes, Agaricales, Hydnangiaceae. The transcript has 3 exons. The record is from RefSeq and is a predicted model, not a curated record. Bases 155 to 688 code for a protein of 177 amino acids.
ACUAGCGAAACACGCAAAAGAGUUCAAACAGUGCCAGAAUUGUCAUGAGACGAAAUCGGACAGUCAAAAGGCUUUAUUGACAUGCGGCGGAUGUAGCCGUGCCCAUUAUUGUAGCAAAGAAUGCCAGAACAAAGAUUGGCCGAAUCACAAAGCGAUGUGCAAACAGAAUCGUGCAGCUCUAGCAAUAAUCAAAGAACAAUCCGACAAUACAGUCGAGGGUGCCACUUUGCGUGAUACGGAGAGCGCGCUGAAGAAAUGGGUCCAGUCUUACCGCCCCAUUAUCUCCUCCUCCGUCAUCCACGCUCUCACUCUCCAAACAAACCCAGAUCUCUGCUUCACCCACGUCCUCGUCAUCGUCCUAGUCCCCAAUACCUCAUUUCCAAACUGGGUGAAAUCGAUACCAAAUAGCUUUCUCGUCGACGACGUCUACCCAUCUUCCAUGGACGAGCUGACGUCAAUGAAGCCUGAAUGGGGGCCAGGCUUCACUUCCUUGGUCGAACGCUCAAAGGCGCUACGCGCGAAAGGGGGCUUAGGAUAUGCUCUGUCGCUCAUUUUGGUGAAAGGGAGCCCGUUGGCUCACAUGACACCUUUUGGGAUCGACGAGAUGUUUGAUGCUGGCGAGCUUCCGUGGAAUUAUCGAUGGGAGGAGACACUGAAGGAUUUGGUUGCGCAGGGUAAAGUCGUCUAGCGACCGUUUCUUCUCCGUUUGUCUAUUCAAUUCCUUGUACUGUAAUUCGUGGAUAAUAAAAACAGGAAACUUGUAUCGCCUUC